Molecule: messenger RNA, 2622 nt
Organism: Talaromyces marneffei
Lineage: Eukaryota; Fungi; Ascomycota; Eurotiomycetes; Eurotiales; Trichocomaceae
Exons: 4
Coding region: 1-2622 (873 amino acids)
Biological process (GO): endoplasmic reticulum membrane fusion
Cellular component (GO): endoplasmic reticulum
Molecular function (GO): GTP binding; GTPase activity
Source: RefSeq, a predicted model, not a curated record
AUGGUGGAUCAACGUCCUCGCGCUGGAAGCAGGAGCUUCACAGCUCCCAGCUUGAUCGGCACGAACGGACACUUUGCGUCUGUGGGGGAUGCGGCGCACGAUCCCAAGGCUUAUGAACAUGGAGUGCAAGUAAUUGACGAGGAAAAGGAAUUCAAUCCCAAUCUAUCCAAGUACCUCUCGCUCGAAGAUGUCACCAAUGCCGGCUUCAACUACCACCUCAUCUCCGUAUUCGGAUCGCAAUCAACCGGAAAAUCCACACUCUUGAACCAUCUUUUCGGCACUCAAUUCUCGGUCAUGUCCGAUAAAGAGCGAAGGCAAACAACAAAAGGUAUAUGGAUGUCAAAGAACAAGACGAAACAUGAGGACCCCAAUGCGCGUAUGGCAGAUAAUAUCCUAGUCAUGGAUGUCGAGGGUACAGAUGGUCGCGAACGCGGUGAAGAUCAAGACUUUGAGCGCAAAAGCGCUCUGUUUGCACUGGCGACAAGCGAGGUGUUAAUUGUCAAUAUCUGGGAACAUCAGGUCGGGUUGUACCAGGGUGCGAAUAUGGGGUUGUUGAAAACGGUGUUUGAAGUGAAUCUGCAACUGUUCCUCAAGGAUAAGAACACAACUCAUCGCUCCCUUCUCUUCUUUGUCAUUCGUGAUUUCAUGGGCAAUACGCCGUUGAAGAACUUGGAAACUACUCUUCUCGAGGAUUUGUCGAGGAUAUGGGCAUCGCUAUCCAAACCCCAAGGCCUAGAACGCUCAACCAUCCAUGAUUAUUUCGACUUUGCGUUUUAUGGACUGCCGCAUAAAGGCUACAAGCCGGAUGAGUUCGCAGCAGAGGCCAAGAAGCUUGGGUCACGGUUCCGUGAAGGUCGACGAGACCGAAAAGAGCAACUUAUGGGUGCAUCUAUUGAGAAUGGCGUAUUCUUACCCGAGUAUCACCGGAGAAUCCCUGCCGACGGGUUUGCGCAUUAUGCGAAUGGUAUCUGGGAUCAGAUAGUCAACAAUAAGGAUUUGGACUUGCCUACACAACAAGAGCUACUCGCGCAAUUCCGAUGCGAUGAAAUUUCGAGAGAGGUUAUUGCCGCCUUUGAUGAGGCCAUUGCUCCAUUCGAGGAGAAGCAGGCUGCAGGAGUGCGCGCUGGUGAACUCGUUAUCCUUGGAGGAUUGGGUGCAGCUAUGCGAGGUGCGCGAGUGAAGGCUGUCAAGAAUUUUGAAACGGAGGCCAGUCGUUAUCACAAGGGUGUAUAUCAACGAAAACGCGCCGAAUUGGAGGGCAAGAUUGAUACGAGACUGAAAGCCCUUUUCCAAGGUCAGUUGAAUGCAGCACACAAAUCCGGUGUUAAGGACUUUAGUGAUGCUGUUUCCAAUGCUGUCAAGGCUGGCCAGAAAAAGGGUGCGAGCUACGACUUUGCGGAGAUCGUCAAGCAGGAAACCAAAGCUGCCCUUGAGCGAUAUGAGAAGGAAGCUCGCGCGUCCUUGGUGGAAGGUACCUCGUGGAGCAAUUAUAAACAAGAGCUUAAGCUGUAUCAAAAGGAUCUCGCGGAAGUCAGCGGGCAAUUACGCCGUGACGAAAUGCGACGACUUGCAACAAGAGUGGAAAGAUGGGUGCGAUCUCGCCUGUCUGACUCUGUUAGUCUCGAGUUCAACUCUCUCGGUUCUGGACGUGGUGGUUCUGGAGCGCCAGAGACUGGCGAGAAGCCAUCAGAAAGUAAAAUCUGGGACCGUAUUUGGAAUUUGUUUGUGGAGACUGUUUUAGAUGCGGAACGACGAUUUACGGACCGUGCUACUAGUUUUGAUGCUAGUGUUGAUGAAGUGGAUGUUGGUCUUUGGCGGCUCCGGAGAAAAUCUUGGGGUGUUUUGCGUCUCAAGGUUGAAGAAGAGAUGAUGGAGGGCAAUUUGCUGUUGAAGCUACGUGAGAAUUUUGAGGAUAAAUUCCGAUACGACGAAGCAGGUGUACCACGUAUAUGGCGUCCUACCGAUGACAUUGAAGGAAUUUAUACUCGUGCCCGCGAGUCUACUCUGACGCUUAUACCCCUCUUGUCCAAGUUCCACCUAGCGGAGAACAACGCUCCUCCUCCUCUUGAUCGAUGGGUUGGACACACCCCCAGCUCAGCGACUGCUGCUGACGAGGAAGACCUUACACCAAUUGGCGGCGUUGAUGAAGAAGAUGGCAAAUCUCUAGAAGAAGAAGUGACCAUCCUCAAUGAUGCUAAGCGCCAAGAUCUCACUGUGCGUUUCAAAAAGGCCGCCGACGGUGUCUACGUCGAAGCCAAGCGCAGUGCCAUCGGUGGUAUUACACAAGUACCACUGUACUUUUAUGGAUUGCUUCUUGCGCUGGGUUGGAAUGAGAUCUGGGCUGUUCUGCGCAACCCGGCUUACUUCUUCCUCCUAUUCGUCUGUGCAAUCGGCGCAUAUGUAACCUACCAACUUAACCUCUGGGGCCCCAUACUGAAAAUGGCCGAUGCAGCGUCCAGGCAGGCUCUCGAAGAAUUAAAGAAAAAACUACGGGAGUUCCUUGAAGCAUCCGAUACCGGACGGCAGGCCAUGGCUAUGUCUUCAGGAGAAGAGUACGAAAUGAGCUCAUUGAACCGAGGCGGAAAGAGAGUCGAGGAUGAAGAUGAGAAUGAUGAUAUAUAG